AUUAAAGAUUCGAUUCCGGCCCAGCCCUGGCUCGCAGAACAUGAUGGCAGGGAUGGAGCUGGCACCCUUCAGGCCGUGGGGGGAUUUUUUCCCCGGUUUUGACCGCUUCUCCAGACCCGAGGUGUCUGAUUUAAGCAGGUGGAAUAACAGAGUGAUCAGCAAUCUGCUUUAUUAUCAGACCAACUACUUCGCAGCCGCUCUCGUUGUAAUUCUGAUUGUCGGGUUCAUGAACCCUCUGGGCAUGUUUCUUGGUGGGGCGGUUGUGGCGCUGGUCUUCAUGGGCUCAGUGUGGGCAGGAGAGAAUAAAGCUAUGAUCAAGAACUUCAAGAAGAGAAAUCCCACCUUGUUUGUUGUGGGUGUCCUGGGAAUCAGCUACUUCCUGUUGUCCUUGUGUGGAGGAGUGAUGGUGUUUCUCUUUGGUAUCACAUUCCCCAUGCUCUUGAUCCUCAUCCACGCUUCUCUGAGACUUCGCAGCAUGAAGAACAAGUUGGAGAACAAGAUCGAGGGCGUUGGCCUGAAGAAGACGCCCAUGGGAGUCAUACUGGAUCUCCUGGAUCAACAAGAAGAGAAAAUCAACAAAAUCCAGGAUUUCCUGGAGAGUAAGCUGAAAGAUUGAGCAUGAAACGCCUCCGUGUCCACUACAUGCCACCACUCUUUCUUCUUGAGUUGUUUUGUGUUUCACAGCCAAAUACCAAAAUGGAAAUAUCUUUUAAAUGCCAAAGUAUGACUAAGUUCCCGACGUGUACAUGUCUGUCACAUCACAAGGAACUGAUGACAAUGCUGUUUUUAGUUCUUGCUAGUAUGAGUCUGUCAAACGCUAGCUUCCAUUGAAAUUGUCUAUUUUUUUGUUUUUAUACACGAUGUAUUAAGAUAAAAGUGUAUGCUUUGUAAAGCUUGAAUGGAUUUCUAUAGACAGAGUCACUGAAAGCACUUUGAAAUAUUGUAGAUUCGGUCAUACCUUAUUGUUCCCCUGUGGUGAAACGAUCAUCGUUCUUCUACUGCACAAAUUUGUAAUAGUAAUGAAAUGUUUUCAUUUGAGCUGAAAUGAUAUAUGAUUGAGGAGUGUGUACUGCAUGGUUUGUUUCUGUUUCUCUUUUUUUGGCUAACGCAAGCUCUGCAGUGAACAAACAUCUACACGCUUCUGAAAUCAAUGCACAAAAUACGGUUUGUUUGCUGUUUUGAAUAGAUCUAAUAAAGGUGGAAUGUGGAAACGUG
Messenger RNA from Cyprinus carpio (common carp), 1215 nucleotides. RefSeq names its product PRA1 family protein 3-like. NCBI's taxonomy places the organism in Eukaryota, Metazoa, Chordata, Actinopteri, Cypriniformes, Cyprinidae. Gene Ontology annotation, cellular component: membrane. The record is from RefSeq and is a predicted model, not a curated record. Gene Ontology annotation, biological process: negative regulation of transport.